This is a messenger RNA of Vicia villosa (hairy vetch), 2086 nucleotides long. Its product is annotated as protein SENSITIVE TO PROTON RHIZOTOXICITY 1. Lineage: Eukaryota; Viridiplantae; Streptophyta; Magnoliopsida; Fabales; Fabaceae. The transcript has 2 exons. The record is from RefSeq and is a predicted model, not a curated record. Gene Ontology annotation, biological process: response to aluminum ion; response to acidic pH. Bases 424 to 1932 code for a protein of 502 amino acids.
AGUUUUUUUUUCCUUCAGAAAGCAUGCAUCUUGUCAUUUUAUUGAUUUUUUUUAAUUAUUUUUUUAUUUGGUCAAAAUCUGAGUUGCUGUUUAGUUGCUGGCAUGUUUGAAUUUAGGGUUGAUUUGAUGAUUGAUUGAGUAUUUCAAUUUUCAAUAUGCAGUUUCAUUUGAAAAUUUAGGGUUAAGAGGGUUUUUGAUUUUUUUUUUAUGAUUGUUAGAAGAUUUAAGUGUUUGUUGAAAGGGGGAAAAGUUUGAACUUGGAUCUAGAGAGAUCUGUGAAAUGAAGAAUAGUUUGUUCUUGAGAGUUUAGACUAGUUUAUAAGCCUUAGCUUUUAUUGGCUAGUUGGACCUGGAUGAUGUAGCGGUAGAAAUUUAUGGUACCUUUGAUUGAUAGGAUAUUGAUUCCUCCUGAACGAAUUUGAAAUGAAUCCGACCGGAAGCUUGUGUGCUAACAACUGGGCAAGGUCUUCUUCCUUGGUCUCUCCUGGUAAUGGAUUACAGACAAAUCUGUCAUCGGAUCUUUCCUCUUUCUACGGGAUCGGUAUUGAAAUGCCUUUCAAAGAAAUCAACCAGCCCUCUCGAAGUCAGUCUGUGAUUCCAGGUGAAUCUGACAAAGAUAUUAAGAUCACUGAUCAGGAAAGCAGUAAGCUUCCAGAUUGGGAUCCUAGUGCGAUGUUGAAUAAUCUUUCGUUCCUGGAAGAGAAGAUUCAUCAGCUCCAGGAGGUAGUGCAUUUGAUUGCGAAUAAGAAGUGCCAACCUUUUGAACAGCCUCGUGAACUCGUGACUCAAGAACAGCAACUCGUUACAGCUGAUUUAACAUCGAUUAUUGUUCAGUUGAUCUCUACUGCAGGUAGUCUUCUCCCUUCUGUUAGGAACACUCUGACAGACACAAGUCCGUUGGUUGGACAGCUUAGUCAGCUUCGCGGAAUUAACCUUCCUUUUGAAACAGGCACGAGUAAUGGUGUUCAGCCACAGAAUAAUAUUGGAAAUAAAUUGUUUGAUCAGUCCAUUCAUAAAGAUGUACCGAAUAAUUGUGAAAUGGAGCAAAACCAUAAUAUGGAAGAACAUGAACAUAAAGAUGAAGAAGAUAUGGAAGAGGGAGAGAAUCUUCCACCUGGUUCAUAUGAGAUUUUACAACUAGAGAAAGAAGAAAUCCUUGCACCCCACACACAUUUCUGUACUAUAUGUGGCAAGGGGUUCAAGAGGGAUGCGAACCUCCGUAUGCACAUGCGAGGCCAUGGUGAUGAGUACAAAACUCCGGCAGCCCUUGCAAAACCACAUAAAGAAACUGGGUCCGAACCAAAGCUUAUCAAGAGGUAUUCGUGCCCCUACGGUGGCUGCAAGCGUAACAAGGAUCACAAGAAAUUUCAGCCUCUGAAAACUAUUUUAUGUGUGAAAAACCACUACAAAAGAACACACUGCGACAAGAGUUACACUUGCAGCAGAUGCCACACCAAGAAGUUUUCAGUCAUUGCAGAUCUCAAAACUCAUGAAAAACACUGUGGCAAGGAUAAAUGGCUCUGCUCAUGUGGUACAACAUUUUCAAGGAAAGACAAGCUCUUUGGACACAUUGCUCUUUUCCAAGGCCAUACACCGGCUAUUCCUUUGGAAGAUAAUAAAGGACUUGCCGAGCCACCUGAUCGAUGUGUUCCCAAAGAAAAUACAGCUAUGGUAGGGAGCAUGAACUUCAGUUUUGGAUCAAAUCCUUCAAGUGAAAAUGGAGUCGAUAACAUCAUGGACGUGAAAGGUAAUAUUGAUGAUCCUAUCAAUUACUUCUCAUCUUUGAACUUUGAAGGCUGUAACUUCGGUGUGUUUAAUGAAUUCUCUCAACCUCCAUUUGAAGAUUCAGAAGGCUCUUUCUCUUUUCUCAUGCCGAGUUCGUUUAAUUAUGCUCCUAAAUCUGGCGGUGAAUCAUGUUCUGACAAUCUGUAACAGUUUAUGAUGGUGUUAAUCUACAUAUUAUCUAUGUUUUCUUUAGUAGUAAAUUGUUAAUGAAUAAGCUUUUUGUUUCUGUUAGUUUUGUAAAUCCAGCCAGGUAUUUCAUGUACUUGUCAUUUCGUAAUAUAGAAAUAUUAAAUCUCUUGAA